This is a messenger RNA of Limulus polyphemus (Atlantic horseshoe crab), 1802 nucleotides long. RefSeq names its product protein kinase C-like 1. NCBI's taxonomy places the organism in Eukaryota, Metazoa, Arthropoda, Merostomata, Xiphosura, Limulidae. The record is from RefSeq and is a predicted model, not a curated record. The transcript is spliced from 12 exons. Gene Ontology annotation, molecular function: ATP binding; protein serine/threonine kinase activity. Gene Ontology annotation, biological process: protein phosphorylation. The coding region runs from base 342 to 1802 and encodes 486 amino acids.
AAUAAUUCGCUGUUUAGUUUAAAAUGUUUAUAAGACCAAUUGAAUAGGAACAAAAUGGAAUCUGUGUGCUUCUCUACCCUGUGUACCAAAAAAAAACAAAAAACUUUUGCCUGAAAAGUGCCCUUUUGUUAUCUCAAUGAGUUUUGCCCUUUUAACGCCCGCUACACACUGUUGAUAUACACUUUUGAUUUCUGAAACUUCGUAGGGGGCUAGAUAAAGAAUGCAGUGUUAAAAAAUAUAAUCGGUCUACUAUUAAUGACGGACGAUUAUAAUUAAUUGUAUUGACUUUCGUUUAGGACAGCCAGCGACAAGGCUUCUAGUAUCACGUGACUUAGAGAAAAAUGGCGGGGAAAGGCUUUAUACGAGUAAAGUUAGUUCAAGUGGAGUUUGGAGACGAGGUAACUGACGGUUCGACUUCAGAAAUAGAAGACCCGUACUGUGCUGUUAAUGUUAAGGAAACAGUAGAGACACCAGGAAAAUCUGGUGUCCAGCUUGUCCAACGAAAGAAGACUUCUUACCCAGAGUGGAAUUCUUGUGUCGACGUGCAGUAUUCUCGAGGUUCACUAGUUCACUUUGUAGUGAUGGAUAAGCCAAACAAGCUGUUGGCAGACCUACUAAUCCCUAUUCAAGUGUUGGCAGACAAAUGUAAAAGUGAUGACGAUGACCCUUUCAACUGGCUCAAACUGCGACCAAGCGGAAGGCUGUGUGUCCAAAUGAGAUGGUACAAGCAAGGUGAAAUUCCAUUGUUGGAAGACGAAAUGAAGACAACUGGAGGAAUCACGAGACGUCGAGUCGCGAUAAAGCAUCAGAAAGUUCAUGAAGUAAACGGCCAUAAAUUUAUUGCCAAGUUUUUCAGGCAGCCAACUUUCUGUGCCUUUUGUAAGGAGUUCAUGUGGGGUUUUGGAAAGCAAGGCUACCAAUGCCAAACUUGCGAAGUAGCUGUACACAAGCGUUGUCAUGACAAAUUUUUAGGGAAAUGUCCUGAAGCUGGAAAAGAUUCUCAGAAGACAGUGUACUUGAGAGAGAGGUUUAAGAUCAACGUGCCCCACCGGUUCAACGUGUACAACUACAUGAGCCCCACUUUCUGUGAUCACUGUGGUUCUCUCCUCUACGGGCUGUUUCGUCAGGGUUUGAAGUGUGAUCAAUGCAAGCUGAACUGUCACCAUAAGUGUGCUGGAUAUGUACCCAAUUUGUGUGGGAUUAACCAGAAGUUGAUGUCGGAAAUACUGGCGGUUGUGAAGAAAGAUAUAUGUCCAACAAGUGAGACCACGAAGGUAGGAGAUACUCCAGACAAGUCUUCAUCUUUUGUGCUUCCACCAUCACCACUGAGCAGUGACUCUGAAGAGGAUUGCGAACAUGUGUGGGAACAAGUUAGCAGCGAACACUCUUCCUCUGAAACACGUGAAGUUCUGGAAGCUACAAACAACGUUAGUCCCAACGUUUCCAAACCUCGCCAAGAAAAAAAAUAUACGCUGAACGAUUUCCGUUUGUUGAAAGUCCUGGGAAAGGGAAGCUUUGGAAAAGUCAUGCUGGGAGAAUUAAAAGAUGAUAAAAAGUUUUACGCUAUCAAAUGUUUGAAGAAGGAUGUGAUUCUGGAGGACGACGACAUCGAAUGCGUUAAGAUAGAAAGAAAAGUUUUGACUCUUGGAAGUAGUAACCCUUACCUUUGUUCACUUCUUUGCACCUUUCAAACUGAGAGCCACCUAUUCUUCGUCAUGGAGUACCUGAGUGGAGGAGACCUCAUGUUUCACAUACAACAGUCGGGAAGGUUCGACCAAGAGCGGGCAAGGUGGUUUUAUUAA